Molecule: messenger RNA, 687 nt
Organism: Orycteropus afer afer
Lineage: Eukaryota; Metazoa; Chordata; Mammalia; Tubulidentata; Orycteropodidae
Gene: BHMT2
Product: betaine--homocysteine S-methyltransferase 2
Exons: 5
Molecular function (GO): betaine-homocysteine S-methyltransferase activity; zinc ion binding
Source: RefSeq, a predicted model, not a curated record
AUGGCACCAGCCGGAGGCCCAGGGGCCAAGAAGAAAAACUAAAAUUUCUCUUGGUAUUUUGAGCAUGCUGAAGAAGCUAUGUGGGCUGUGGAAGUCUUAAAGGAAGCUGGUAAACCUGUGGCAGCUACCAUUUGCAUAGGCCCAAAGAGAGACAUGAAUGAUGUAACAUCUAGAGAGUGUGCCGUGAAACUGGUGAAGGCAGGGGCUUCGAUUGUUGGUGUGAACUGCCGAUUUGGACCCAGAAUCAGCUUGAAGAUGAAGAAGCUCAUGAGGGAAGGCCUUCAAGCUGCAGGACUGAAAGCAUACCUAAUGGUGCAGUCCCUUGAGUAUAUUGCACCUGAAUCUACAGACUCUUUGGAGAAUAGUUUUCAACUAUAGCCCAGAGUUGCAACAGGAUGGGAUAUUCAAAAGUAUGCUAGAGAUGCCUACAACGUGGGUGUCAGGUACAUUGGCAGUUGCUGUGGAUUUGAGCCCUACCACAUCAGGGCAACUGCAGAGGAGCUGGCCCCAGAAAGGGGAUUUUUGCCACCAGCUUCAGAAAAGCUUGGCAGCUAGGGAAGUGGUUUGGACAUGCACACCAAACCCUGGAUUAGAAAGCCUUCAGCAGACAAGAAGCCAGAGGAGGCCUACAUGGUCUGCCUCACUUUCCUUGCUUUGUGCUUCCAGCUGUUACUCCAAUCUUACUAA